Amoebophrya sp. A25 is the source of this 899-nucleotide messenger RNA. The record is from the annotation of a GenBank genome assembly. NCBI's taxonomy places the organism in Eukaryota, Dinophyceae, Syndiniales, Amoebophryaceae.
UAGAACGCCAGCUCUCACCAGUUGAAGUUGCGAGGGGUAGCGUGUAUUACGCAGCGUGCUGCAAUAACGCUUUGAAGCAUCUCAGGAAAAUUACGGGAGGACGCCUAGUAUGUGAAUUUUCUCUCUUGCUGAUGCUGAUUUGAUAUUGCUACUUUUUCUGGCACUGAUUCUAGCAGCUUCAGUUGCUACUUCCUAAUCCGAAUGGUACUCACUUGCAUAAAAGUUAGAGCGCUAGUGCUUAUCUCUACUCGGGUUGCCGAGGGGUUGGGUCGUUCUUCAUUUCGCAUCCUCUAAUGAGAAGACGGUGCAGCAGAGGAAAGAUUACCUUCAAAGAAUCAUGCAGUUUUUGAUUACGUGGGAAAAUAGCAAAAAAGUGGGGUUCCAGCCGGUCGCGCAGAUGGCUGCCUCAGGCACGAGUGGAGGCAAAGUCGGAGCAGCGGCGAGUAGCCAAACAAGCAACAGAAUCGGCCAAGGCCAACAACGUCAACUACAGCAGAGUGGGAAAGGAGCAGUCGCGCCAGCGAUGAGUUCACCCGAACGCCCACGCACUGCGCCGGUACUCAUUAUAAUACUUAAACUCUUAAUGCUACAUAAGUAGAAGUACGGCCGUCCUCUCUCUCUGACUCUCCCUUUUCUUCUUGGAGAUAGAGCCCAGUCCGAGUCCUACUCAAGUACUUAUAGUUAUCUUAUGUGAACGUGAGUUCAUAGUCUGUCGUGAUCAAGUAGCGUUUUUGUUGUACCUAAUAGAAGAGCGCUUUCAUAUUUAGAACUCCCUCUCAUCUUCGAUCUCCAAACAAACAGGUGGAGGCGAAAGGCUCGGCUACCGCUGGCACUACGGCACCUGAUGGCCCUGGUGGUUCAAGAGUGGGAGCGUUGACUGGGAAAGGAUCUAGUAGCAC